UUUGCUUCUAUUCAGGGUCAUACUUGCUAGCCGACGAUAUGCAGUUCCUCCUACCUGGUAUCACCGCCCUCCUGCUCGCCCUCCUUCCUCUCUCGAGCGCCGCACCGGCCGCAUCUCCCCAACUGCUCCCUCUACAAGACCUCCCAAGCUCCUACAUUCUCCAGGUCGCCCAACACCCCUGGCAAGGACGGCCCCUUCUCCAACUCCCAACCACCCACCUCAUCGGUCUCGAAAACUUCACCAUCCAUCCCCCAUCUGCCGGCCUCACGGUCCUCCCUAUCCGGAUCCCGAAACAAGAGCCUCCUCUCUAUGCUCUACGCAUCCCCUCCCCAAGUGACGACCUCACAAAUACGCCGUAUCUUGCGGCCCUGCUUCCCGCGUCGAAUGGGAAACCGAAAUGGGCGUCGGCAGCACCAAUAUUUGUGCCUGAUCCCACGGGCGAGACGGUGCGGAAGUGGCGGGAUCGAUGCCCGCGAGGAUGGGAAUGCGGGGCCGAUGCUUGGGUCAUCUAUUCGGGGACGGACGCUGGCGACGAGUCCCAGUCGGCAGGGUCGGUGUGUGUGGCCGGAGAACGGCAGCCUUUGGGGAAAUUGGCGUAUGGGGGGUUCAAUGGGCACUGGGAGGCGGUCAAGGACGCGCCGAAUAGUGAGGGAUGGCAUGUGUAUUGGAUAGCGGAGGAUGCGGGGAAGGAACCGGGAGUACCGGUCGGGACGAGGGUUGAGAUUGAGAUUGUGCCGACGAAGGAUGGGAGGGGAUGGGGUGGGAGUGUGUGAGUUGUUUCUCUGAGAAUACGCAAGAAGGGAUACUGAACGAGGGAGGCGGGAGAGGGCUCUCAGAGGAAUGAUAUGACCCUCUUCCUUGAAUGCUUUUGUGCAAGAUGGAGUAUGCAUAUCCCAUGGACUCAUAUACUAAAGCCAGGUGCACCUACCUGUCGACCGGCAAAUUUACUCUCGGUUUGGA
Westerdykella ornata is the source of this 960-nucleotide messenger RNA. RefSeq lists its product as uncharacterized. The record is from RefSeq and is a predicted model, not a curated record. NCBI's taxonomy places the organism in Eukaryota, Fungi, Ascomycota, Dothideomycetes, Pleosporales, Sporormiaceae. Bases 39 to 773 code for a protein of 244 amino acids. The transcript is spliced from 2 exons.